Molecule: messenger RNA, 4392 nt
Organism: Striga hermonthica
Lineage: Eukaryota; Viridiplantae; Streptophyta; Magnoliopsida; Lamiales; Orobanchaceae
Source: the annotation of a GenBank genome assembly
AUGGGCGGCGAAAAUGAGGCGCAAGAGUGUUUUGAAGGGGAAGGUGGAGACAAAAUCAUGGUGGAAAUUGUUGGGUCAGAUGUUUUUGUCAAUGGGGCCAUUAGUGAAAAAGAGUGCUCCUUAUUUUCGGGCGAAAUGGGAUAUUUGGAGGGUGACGCAAGGGGGAGCAAAGAAGAAAUUGGAGGUGGGAAGCUUCCGGAGGGUGUGGAUGUAGAUGAAACUGGGGAAUUUGAGGCAGGGUUUGAAGGGCCUAGAGACUAUGAUGCGAUUAUUGAAGAGAAGACGAUGGGAGAUGAAAUAGUCAAGGAGGUUAGUGCUGAGAACCUCGCAAAAUCUGAAGUUUUGAAUUGUCCUGCAGAGGCUUCUGCCGAAGGGGUUUUUGAUAAAGUGGAGAAGAAAGGGGUGUCAGCAGAUUAUGCUCAUGCUAAUUAUACAGAAGGAGAAGGUUUAAGCCCGUUCAGUGAUAAAGCUGGAAUUUUAGGUCCUAAAGAUGAAAAUGCGAGCAGUAAUGGUGAUUUUGGUGUAGAAGCUGGAAUUGUUGAUGAAAAAGUUGUGGCUGCUGAAACUGGAGACUCGAUUGUUGAGAAGGACUCUCAUGUCCCUGAUGUCUUUGAUCAGAAUCAUGGCCGCGUUAAAAAAAAUUGUGGUGUCGAGUGUGACUUAAAACAAAGAUCUGAUGAUGUUCAAAUUGCUGAAGUGAGUGGUGCCCUAAAUAUUGAUAUUCAAGCUGGUACAAAGGUAAAUCAGCCAAAUGUAGAGCAGAUUGGUUCCAAAGUUUCCGCACCGACUAUAAAGUCCCCAGAAACUGUUGAAACUCUAGUGGUUAAUGUGUCGAAGGAAAAAACUUCUCUCCCAAGGGACUGUUGUGCUUUUGAUGUGGCUACUAUCCAUGAUGUGAUAAAUAAUCCCAAUGAAGCUGAAGAAAAUUCUGAAAAAACAAGUGGCUUUUGUGCAACAGAGGACCAUGCUAUUAAAACUAAUCGCAUGGUUGUGGAGUAUGAUAAAGAACUCGAAGUUGACCACAGUGGAGAGAAUGUGGAAGCUGAAAUUUCUGAAGAGCCAGAAUUAGAAACUGAGAUUAUAUCGUCCAAUGAGAAAUCUUCGAGGCUUGAAAGAACCAACCUUUCAUGUUGUCUAUUUCAGAAAGAGGAUCAUUUUGUCCCGUCGGAUUUGGUUUGGGGAAAGGUCCGCAGCCAUCCAUGGUGGCCCGGACAAAUAUUUGAUCCGGCCCAUGCUUGCGAGAAGGCUCUUAAAUAUCAGAAGAAAGAGGAUUCUUAUUUGGAAAGUGAUUUGAAGUUACCUGAGUCGAGGGAAGAAAAAAAUCAUGUGGUUGCUGAGGAGGCUAUGGACGUUUCAAGUGAAGGGGGUGAAGAUAAUAAGGUGGAAAAUGAUUUGAAGUUACCUGAGUCGAGGGAUGAAAAAAAUCAUGUGGUUGCUGAGGAGGCUAUGGACGUUUCAAGUGAAGGGGGUGAAGAUAAGAAGGUGGAAAAUGAUUUGAAGUUACCUGAGUCGAAGGAUGAAAAAAAUCAUGUGGUUACUGAGGCUAUUGAUGCCUCUAGUGAAGGGGAUGAAAACAGAAAGGGGGAAAGUGCAUUGGGCCUGUCUAACUCUGGGGAUGAGGAAAGUUUAGUUGUUAAGGAGGUUUGUAGUGAAGGAUAUGAAAAUAAGGAAGGGAAAAGUGAGUUGGGGAAUGAAAAAGGUACGGUUCUUAAACAAGCUGUAGACUGCAGUUCUGCUGAACCCGAAAAUGUUGAGGCAGGGGUUUCGUCUGUGCCGACUCAAGAAGAUAUAGCGACGAAUCAAUUGGUGAUUAGUGAGAACAAGCCAGUUGAAGAUGAAACAGUUGAUGAUGUAAAACAUGGUCUAUCACGGAAAGACGAUGUAUCGCCAUUAAGUGGUGAUGCUUCUAAUCCAGAUCAGCCCGUCUCGAAUUCCGUUUUGUCUCUUGUGGCAAGUGAAAAAACAGACGACAGUCAAAUGGUACGUCCGGACAACAUUGUCGACACUAAUGGCGAAGGUCCCGAAAACGUUCAGGUUGAUGCUGGAAACAUGCAGACCGAGAUUGUUGAUGAAAAAGAAGGUUUGGCUGCAGGAAGCAAGGAUUUGGUUGUUAAAUCGGAUUGCGUAAAUGACUCUCACGGAAUGAAAUUGGAUAAUGAAAAUGAGAGCGAGGAAGCUGCUAGUGGGGAAGAUUUUGACGUGGUACUGGAUUUCAACGAUUGUACACGAGAUAUUAAUCCGAAUUUAAGUUUAGCCAAUGAUGGUGAAUAUUUGAAGAGUGAUAGAGGUUUAGUAUCAAAUACAGAUCAUCCAGACCAUUUUGUCUCACAUGAACAAACUCAACCGGCUGAUGAGAUCGAUACUGAUAUGGAAAAUCAGCCAAAAACACUUGAAGGUUCCGAUGGUGGUGAAUUGUGCAAAAACACUGAUGAAAUUGUAUCGGAAGAGUCGAAGCAGCCUUUAGACUGUGAAAAAAAUGGCGGUGGAAUGCCAUACUCUGUAGAACAAAGUGGCUUACCACAAAGUAAGGAACAUGAAGAAGUUGAAAAGUCGAAAAUACCCGACACUAGCGAUAAAAUCGAGUGUGGAGAUGAGAGAAAUGAAUCUGGUGGAGAUCCUCAUGACUCAAUGGAUAUUGAUUCAGAACACACAGACGAAGAACUUCCUUCCAAGUCUGAUAAUUCGAUACCUACUGUGAGAUCUCCCAAAAUGAACCAGGCCCAUUAUUUCUCACCUCCCGAAAACGAGGUCCAUCACUUCGCUGUAUCCGAUUUAGUAUGGGGUAAAGUCCGCAGCCAUCCAUGGUGGCCCGGGCAGAUAUUCGACCCUUCUGAUGCUUCCGAAAAGGCUGGCAAACACUUCAAGAAAGACACUUACCUGGUUGCUUUUUUCGGAGAUCAAACAUUUGCUUGGAACGAAGCAUCUCUCUUGAAGCCUUUUCGGCUCUUCUUUUCGCAGAUCGAGAAGCAAUUCAGUUCGGAAGGAUUUCAGCAUGCAGUUACUUGCGCAUUGGACGAGGUCUCGAGACGGGUGGAGCUCGGUUUGGCCUGUUCGUGCAUUCCAAGAGAUAAAUACGCAAUGAUCGAGACUCAAACUGUGGAGAACACAGGCAUUCGCGAGGAGUCGAGCAAAAGGAACGGCCUGGACCGUUCUAGCCGAGUAUCUUGUUUCGAGCCCGACGAGCUUUUCGAGUACAUCAAACAUCUCGCGCCCCACGCAUCAUUUGGGGCCGACCGUUUGGAUCUCACGAUUGCCAGAGCUCAGUUAUCGUCGUUUUACAGUUUCAAAGGGUACCGUCCGCCGACAGUUUUCCCUUCUUCACCUGGGGAUUUGCUCGAGGCUGAGCCUGAGAAAUUAGCCAGUGAUUUGACGAUUAUUACUUACCAAAAACGGAAGAACAGUCCUAAAGACAGUUUGAAUUCUGCCAACAACCAGGAUGAGUCGUCUUGUAAAAAACAAAAAGCGCUUGAUGACCCUUUAACCGAAGGUUAUGAUAAGAUGGUGAGUGUUUAUGCAGCAAAAGUGUCUACUCAGAUGAGCCAAAUCCCGAACAAGCCAUCGUUCAAGAUUGGGGAAUGUAUCCGUAGGGUGGCCAGCCAGUUGACAGGGUCUGACGAGCAACACCAAGAGAAGCGAGGCACUGAAGUUUUCUCUGUAGAAUCUUUUUCAGUCGAAGAGAUGAUUACACAGCUCGAGCUUGUAGCUCGAGAGCCCAAGAGGAGGCACGAUUUCAUAAGCGUGGUCCACACGUUCUUCAUGGGCUUUAGGAGUGCAGUCGUUCAGAACAGGCGCGCCAGGAAGAAACGAGCGGCGGAGCAGGCUGUUGUGGUUGGUGGUGCUGCGGAGGAGUACGACUUCGAUGAUAUUAAUGACUCGUAUUGGACUGAUAGGGUCGUGCAGAACUAUUCUGACGAGCAGAAUCAACAUUUGAAUAAUAACUGUGGUGUGAAUGGGCUGGGGAGUCUUCAAAAACAGGCAAAAACGGGCCGUAGGCCGAGAAAGAGAUUCUCCUACAGUGUAACUGCAGACAGCGAACGAGAAGAUCGAGCUAAACGGGCGAAGCAAGAGUCUUCACCGGCCGAGCUUAUCUUGAAUUUUGUACAGAGGAAUAAUAUACCUUCGGAGAUUAACCUGAAUAAAAUGUUUAGGCGGUUUGGGCCGUUGAUGGAGUCUGAAACUGAGGUUGACCAUGAAUCGGGUUGUGCCAAAGUGAUUUUUAAGAGGGGUUGUGAUGCUGAAGUUGCUCGUGAUAGUUCGGAGAGGUUUAAUAUUUUUGGUGCAGGUCUUGUUAAUUAUCAGAUUGGAUAUGAACCGUUGAUCUCGGUUAAGGUCUUGCCGCUUGUAGUGCCUCCUCCUCCUCCACCAAUGGAAGAUGUGACUUUCAUGCAAUAA